Messenger RNA from Seminavis robusta, 2691 nucleotides. The record is from the annotation of a GenBank genome assembly. NCBI's taxonomy places the organism in Eukaryota, Bacillariophyta, Bacillariophyceae, Naviculales, Naviculaceae.
AUGGCAGGGCGUGAGGGUGAGCAGAAUCGUGACAACACCAAUGCAAAUGCGAGCGCCGCUGCGAUGGAGGCGAUCAAUAAUGCAGCACGUGCGUAUGCUGCCCUGGCACCCCCUCCACAAGCUGCAACAGCUCCACCUGGACCCUUCCCUUCAGUGGGUGGUGUAGAUGCUUCAUCUUUCUUUCUGAACCCAGCUGCCGCGGUUGCAGUCGUCGCAGCGGCUGCCGCCAAACAUUUAGCUCAAGGACAGAUACCCGUCCAGGCUCCCACAGGUAAUGCGGCUCCUGCCCUGGUGGCAGCUUUGGGACCUCCACCACACAGCGUAGGUGUGAAUACAGCCCAUCGACACACCCACGCCCAGGCAACCAGUAACCCAUCAACGGCAGCAGCAGCCGCUAUGGCGGCCACUCUGCUACCCCCUGGUGCUCAAGCCAUGAAUCCCCUAUCUGCUUUCCUACAGAGCGUUGGUCAGCAAGUGAAUCAUGCACAAGCCCAUCACCAUUUAGCAGCAGCUGUGGCAAAUCCAUCCCCACCACCACCUGCAGCUUCCUAUUCACCAACCCCACCACCAUCCUUUCCACAACAAAGGGCUGCAACUGAGACGGCUACACCAGCGACAGUGACGAAUGCAUCUGGCCAUCCGAAUGCGUUCUCGGCAGUCGCUCAGGUGGCAGCAGCUCAUGCUGCUACUUCCGUUUCCUCCAACGUGAAUCCUGUUCCCAACAGUGCUCUUCUCCCUAACAUUCAGAAUUGGUCCCUUGAACAGCUUGAAAACCACGUGAAUCUUCUUAGGCAGAUGCAGCAGCCGGUUCCACAAUCAGUUGCUUUGCUGUUGGCUGAUGCAAGGCGCAAGGAGGAGAAGAAAACAGCCAAGCGUGUUGCCAAUCGGAAGUCGGCAUGCACGUCACGCGCUCGCAAGAAGGCAUUGGUGGAAGAAAUGACAAGGACGAAUGCUCGCCUAAGAAGACAGGCAUUGAUCCUGUCGCUCCUGCCUGAUCUUGUCAUUGUUAUUUCACAAGAGGGUGAGAUAACCUUCUGCAGCGCACAAGUGGAAAGAGUCUUGCGACACCAGAUUGAUGAUCUUAUUGGGGCUGACAUUAGAGAUGUCCUGAUACCCGCCUCGAGGGCGGCACUUGGGAAGCUGGUCACUGAACUCACCAAUCCCGGUAAGCCGAAUGGCUCAUCAAACAAUGAAGCAAGGCGGAAUCGAAGGGGCGCUGCCAGGAAUGAAGACCAACAAGGGACAAGUAGGAAUAAGGCGCGCAGAGAUGAAGAGAAUGGGAACGUGUCAGGAGCAUCGUCAGGGUCCGGGGGAGGCUCUUCAGGCGCCGCCGCCGUUGUGUCGGAUCAAUCGUUCCCUUUGUCUGUUGUUAAGGUUGACAGCAAACAGGAGCCCCCGUCAGACGAAAAUGAAAAUUCUGAUACCUCAGGUGUGGGGGUGAAACGACGUGUGGCGUCGUCUCUGUCCAAUAGUACUACUGCAAGAUCGCCGUCGGCGUCUCUUGCUGCUCAUAGUGGCAGUGGAUCAGAAGAUGGUGCCAGAACAAACCCGGCAGCUGCACAAAAGGAGCUGGGGUCAAAAAAGGAAAGCAGCGACGACUCGAGCUCGGGUUCGACCGAAACCAAGACUGUCAGGAAGGCAAAUGAGAACUUGGAGCGCAACGUUCGAUGGCACAACAAGAAGCUUCAGAGCAUGUCAAAGUCAGCCAAGAGCAAAGCGGGUCACAAGGAUGAUGUCCUUGGCGAUUCGGUCACUCCUAACAACGCGCUGGCUAGACUGAGCUCCUUGCAACACCACCCAAUGGCAGGAAAGCCACGAAAGAAGAGAAAACAAUAUGACGAUGGCAUUGGAGAGGAUCGGUCCUCUUCCGACGACUCGCUUCUCGCUGGAAUCGAAGAGAAGAAGAAGAACGUGAGCAACAAUGAAAACGCCUCGGACGAUUCGGGCUAUCGAGAGUCAAACGAUUCACGCGAAGAAACUUCGUCUUCAGCAAGUGAAUCCUCAAAUUCGAAUGGACGAAACAAGCCAUUGGCGCCGACUUGUAACGUAUGCUUGAUAAGAGAUGAUUUGACGUCGUUAUGGUGUGAAGUGACGUCGUCGAUCAGAACUAGGACCGUCGAGGACGACACCCCGACGACAGAGGUUGAUGCAAGUAAUGACUCAAAGAAUGACAAAGGCAAUUCCGUAAAGGCACCGGAGGGCACAAAGUCGUCGAAGACAACCAGUGCCGAUGCUAUCCCUGAGGAUGCACCUGCACCGGUUGAAGAGAAGGCCCCUGAAACCGUGGAGCUUUUGCUCUGUUUGAGGCCAAUACGAGACGGCGGAAAGGUUGAUGACUCCCUACGGUUCAUUCCUCAAAAGAAGAUGAGAGCAACGGACUCGGGUGCUUCGAGUCCAAUGCCACUUUUCGGCGACCCCAGCACAUCCGUUGCGGUUGGCGUCGCCGAGAGAGCUGUUUCGUCUACUAGCAAUGGCGAUCUAUCGUCCGAGCCAGUCAGCGAAGUCUCUACCGGUGAAAACGGAAAGAGCGCUCAGCGAAAAAGACAAGGUCCUGGCGAGAAUGAAGCAGGAACAACUGAGCAGCAAGGAAACAGAGCAAAGCGUCCGAGAGUGAAGGAUGGACCUCCCUCUUCCAGCGAGACGGAAAAGAGUGUUGUGGAAUCAUUGAUGCUGAUGUCCCACAACCGAUAG